CCGCUCUGCGAGCGCCCCGGCGGUGAUAUCAGGCACCCAGUCUUGGCCAGCGCUGGGGGUGAGCGCCCGCCUCUGGAAUCAGCAGCCCCGUUCCGCCCCCAGCAGCCCCACAGGGGGCGAGCAGGGUCGGACAGAGGGAAUCAUGGCCACGGCAAAUGUUUCUGUUUCUUCGUGAUCUCUCGCGCUUUUCUCGCUCAUCAAUAAUUCACCUUCGGGCUGCUUUUUUUUUUUUUUUUUUUUUUUUUUACAUGUGGAGGUGGGGAAGCCAAACGGGGGGGCGCUGGGAAGCGGGGAUGGUGUUUGUUUGCUUUGGUGGGGUAUUUUCAGGCGACCGUUAAAGGACAAAGGUUUGGGUUUGGGGUGUUUUGUUGUUUUUUUCAAAAGGCAGCGGGGAAGACUUUGGCUUUCCCCCCAGCAUUGCUGGACCCGCGCGUGGGGAAGCGGCGGCGGGUGCUGGCUCCCCCCCGCUGCUGCCGGGCUUGCGGAGAGGUGGACGGAGAGGCUGGGGCGCUCCGAGCGAGGCUGCGCUGCCCGCCGACGGUGCUGAACAUGGGCGCUCCAACCAGGGCGCUGGCCGUGGUCCCCACCGUGAUGUUGGCCCUGGCUCUCCCCAGCCUCCCGGUCUGGGCGCAGAACGACACCGAGCCCAUCGUCCUGGAAGGGAAAUGCCUGGUGGUUUGUGACUCCAACCCGGCCGCCGAUGCCAAGGGCGCCUCCUCCUCUCCCUUGGGCAUCUCGGUGCGGGCGGCCAACUCGAAGGUCGCCUUCUCGGCCGUGAGGAGCACCAACCACGAGCCCUCGGAAAUGAGCAACAAAACCCGGAUCAUCUACUUCGACCAGAUCCUAGUAAAUGUGGGCAAUUUUUUCACAUUGGAGUCUGUCUUUGUAGCACCAAGAAAAGGAAUUUACAGUUUCAGUUUUCAUGUAAUUAAAGUCUAUCAGAGUCAAACAAUCCAGGUUAAUUUAAUGCUAAAUGGAAAACCAGUAAUUUCUGCCUUUGCUGGGGACAAAGAUGUCACUCGUGAAGCUGCAACUAAUGGAGUCCUGCUCUAUCUAGACAAGGAGGAUAAGGUUUACCUGAAACUAGAGAAAGGUAAUCUGGUUGGUGGAUGGCAGUACUCUACAUUUUCUGGGUUUCUGGUCUUCCCUCUGUAAAAGUCAACUUCCCUGUGACAUCCAUCCUGGUGUGGACCAGUCAUUGCCUCUGCUAUUUGAAGAUCAUUUUAUCAUCAUUGGGAUUGAUGUUUCUUUAUUGGUUUCUCAUGGGUGAAUAUGGAUUCUAUUUAUGGAUUUUGGCCCUAUCUGAACUACUGUGAAGUUUCACAGAAUUUUGUGUGUUUAAAUACAGUAUAUUUGGAUUAAGACUUAAAGCAGACCAUAAAUAUCUAUGCUUAAUGUUACAGUCUAAAGCUGCCUGCAAGAUUUAUUCAGAUUUCAUUUACUGGACUUAUUGGAUUCGUGGGAGAAGUGGAUUUUCUUUUCUUUUUAAAAGACUGGCAACUGGGUCUAUAAUUUAGGAGAUUUUGAUUUCAGACUUCAAUCAAGAGUUAGCGUGUUGCUGCCAAAGAACUGUAUAUUGACAUAUUUGGUUAUACAUAUUUUUGUUCUUUUGGACACUACAGACAUAAUUUAUUCAAUUUUCUGGAGAAAGAUUAUUAUUAUUAUUGAUAAGUGAUUGACUUUAUUUCUCUUCUACAUGUAGUGGGGUUGGAUGGUUCACCAAGAUAUUUACUCUCAGUCAAUGAUCAUAAUGAAGACUACCCUACUGAAAGCUAAGAAGCUAUAUGUUAAUUGGACAUGUAGUGCAGAUUAUAAUACUAAAAAAGUGCUUAUCAGGGUUAAAAGUGAUCAGUCCAGCAUAUCUCUUCAAAACAGCUUUACCCUGCAGGAAAGCUACCAUUUGUUCUUCAACUUUAAUUAACAUGAUUGAUAAUAUCCACUUUAUUAAAAACCGAAGGGAUGCCUUCCUUAGACAUAACUACUUUAUUAGCUGGAGAUAAGACCCCUUGUUUUUAAUUGUGUCUAUGUUUCAAGUCUUCUGUUGUGUUAAAGGUAUCAUAUGUUUUUUCCUUAACUCCACAAAUGUGUAUAUAAUUAUAAAUCAUCUGUUUAGCAAAUAUUCCAUCCAAAUAGCUGGUAUCUAACUUUUUUGUCUUUUUGUACAGGUCGUAUGAAUUCAUAGAUUUAUUUAUUAUGUUGCAUUACAUAAUAAAAGUUAAUAUAUUAGCUGGA
Messenger RNA from Chelonia mydas (Green sea turtle), 2232 nucleotides. It is a transcript of the gene CBLN4, whose product is annotated as cerebellin 4 precursor. Gene Ontology annotation, molecular function: protein binding. Bases 550 to 1155 code for a protein of 201 amino acids. NCBI's taxonomy places the organism in Eukaryota, Metazoa, Chordata, Testudines, Cheloniidae. The record is from RefSeq and is a predicted model, not a curated record. The transcript has 3 exons.